Molecule: messenger RNA, 768 nt
Organism: Protopolystoma xenopodis
Lineage: Eukaryota; Metazoa; Platyhelminthes; Monogenea; Polystomatidea; Polystomatidae
Source: the annotation of a GenBank genome assembly
AUGGCUGAAAUGCCUUUCAGAUCAUCUGAUUGCUCUCUCGAUCCACGCAUUGCUUCUACCUCGUGUCCAUUUGAAGUUGCUCCAUCUCGGACAUCCAACUUUCCUGAUUCUUAUUUUAGUUGCCUGCCAGUCCAGGACAACAAUUCUACACAGGUUGCCGGGCUUGACUUUGCGAAUUCUAGUCUUCCAGCCUCAGGAAUCUCUGCUCAGGCUGACUUUGCAUGCCUUUCUGUCCCUAGUUCAAACUCUGAAACCAGCUGUAGUUCUUCUUUGAUCCCCUCCCUGCUCCGUUCUCCUUCUCUCGACGACCCUAUUCACUGUUCAUCUUCAUCUCCUACAUUACCUUUAGCAAAAGUCAUGACUCCAGCCAAUUCGGCGAUUAAUUCAGACGGCUGGCACUCUAUGCACGAUCACGACCUGGCAAUUUCCAAUAUUGCCCCAACUUCCAUUUCCUCCCCGUUGGCCUGGUCUGUUUCCGAGAGGCAACUACAGCCCUGGCUGCAACACUCUGACUCCGCUAGUCUAAUGCCUAUUUUAAGGGUUUGUGUUGACUGUCAAGCUACUAUAACUCCAGUAAAUGAACUAAUAAACGCUAAGGAACCUACUUCAGCAGUCCUACUGAAAUACGCACCUCAUUCUGAUGGAAAACUGCUGUGUUCUCUUCCUGGCCAGUCGAAUUCCACGCCCACCUCACCUCAUUCAUUAUCGCAAGUUUGUUGUACUAGGUUCUUGCAACCUGUUCUCUCACAGCCUGCAAGUUCGAUUUAG